This is a messenger RNA of Cladocopium goreaui, 3782 nucleotides long. The record is from the annotation of a GenBank genome assembly. NCBI's taxonomy places the organism in Eukaryota, Dinophyceae, Suessiales, Symbiodiniaceae.
GACGCAAGUCGUCAUGUGCUGCGCUUGCAGACGCGUGCGGAAAGCGCAGAGAUGAGGCUGGAGGAGGCUCGUUUCCUUCUGGCUGAGGCUGCGAGGGCAGAAGCAGCUGAGAUCCAAUGUGCGGAAACAGCUCGCAUGAGCCUAGCUGAUCUGGAGACCCGAGCCCUCGCAGCACAGUCAGACAAGUCCGGCUGCGUGAGCUGGGCUUGGAGCACACGUGGUGAAAAGCAGUUGACUGACAAAGGCAUGACUGUCCUUAAGGCAGAUCCGGAUGAACCAGCGGCUGCGGUUGCGGAUGAGCAGCCAAGGGCUCCAGUUGUGGGUGAUGCAGCCCAGGAGGCUGUGGUUGAAGCGCCAAAGACUCCAGUGAGGUCCAUUUGUGGCAGAGAAGCCCUCGGAUUCAGCACGGAGAAAGUGCAUGGCAGGCACAACUUUGGUGGCAGGAACUUGUGCAAAUGGUGCGAGAAGGUCAUGCGCCAGCAAGACUGUCGUCGCUACUUAGAGCUCACGGAGGAACAGCGGCAGAAGAUUGCUGAGUUGUCAGCCCAAGCCCGGUCCAAUUGUGACGAGCACCAUGAGGACAUUUUGCGGCAGAAGCGCUUCGCAGAAGCUGUUGCCGAAGCUGUGAUCAAACGGAUGCGUCGGCGAGACCUAACUAUUGCGGGGACUUUGUCUUCAGUUCAGUUUAACAAGUUAGUCAACAUGGCACAAGCUGCAACUGCCCAAGCCUUGGGCAACGAGUUGGAUCAAGCAGCUCAAAGACAGCUGGGCUCUUCAUCCGCAAACAAGGACGCACGGAAGAAUUGGAAACUGCGGGCGAGCAGACACUUUUUUCAGUGGCUUCCCGCUGCGGAGCAAGAUAAGAUUACCCCAGGUGCUCCUGCGCUGCGUACUGGCUUGAUGGAUGCCAAGUCUGCAGAGCUAUUGGGAGUAGCAUGGGCUCCUGCCCCGGAAGGUCACCCGGCAGAAGCAGAGGUGUGGCUUCCGCCCAAGGCGGUUGAAAAGUCCACCGGAAUGACAGCUGCGCAUCGUCGCAAAUUGUCCAAGGAGCUGACGGAACGCUUGGUGGCAGAGGCCGAGACGGCCGAAGACGUGUCAGCUGUACUAACCCUUUUGCAAAAGCAACUUGCCCGUCAGUUUCCAGAGUCAGCAGCUUCAUCCUCAGACUGUCCCGCUUGCCAGAGAAUAGCGCCAGCAUUGGCGAACUUUCGCGCCAAACUGUCAGGCGAACCUUUGCAUGCUUUUGAUGUGAGUGUGACAACCACAGUUGAUACGUCCUGCCGCAAAGUACGCUUAUGGGGCUUGCCCAUCUCCAGGGAAAAGUGGCGCCAAGCCAAGGCCAAGGAUGGGGUCAUCAAAAGCCGUCGCGGGAGGAAGGCCAAGUCUGACGACCCCAAAGUCAUCCAGCAAGUCGUCGAUUGCAUUUUGCAACAUAGUCAGGAGAGCAGCGUGUGGCUGAAAGCUGAAGGGCGCAACGCCCGGCACCUCACGACUUCGUUGUUGAGAGCUUAUUGGGAUGGCAAUCUGUGCAAUGUGGUUGCUUGGGCUCAGUUCCACAAAAUCGUCAAGACGCGGUGCAAGUGGGCAAUCAAACCGCAACGUUUGACAGACUACUCGCCCGACAGUGACAAAGUUGACGAACUCCUGUGUAUGCGACGGUUUGUGCAGGGACAUGCGGACAAGAACCGCUUGCAACGAGAACGUCGCCUCACUGGCCCCCAAAGAGUCCAUUUGCAUGAGACGGAGGCCAAAUUGUGCCAUCGUAUGUCCUGGGAGAUACGUGUAGCUGAGAGUUACCGGUGGCACAAGCUGGUGGCCCGGCGGCAAGCGCAAGCUUUUGAAAAAUGCCUGCAGGACUUGUCUCCAACCCAGGUUCUGCUGUGGAGUGAUUUUAAGCAGAACCUGACCAUUCCAAUGGCCCAUGCAGAAACUGGGCUCAUGUUUUAUGGAACCAGCCGGAUGGAGAUGACCUGCUGGGGAUGCAUCCUUUUUCAAAAGCAAGGCGAAGUUCUUUGCACCAAGCACAUCCUGGUGCUCUCUUCUAUCAUCGAACACAGUACAUUGGUGUCUAACCUGUUGUACAAGGAGGUGGCCAAACACAUUGACAAUUUUGAUGCCAUUUCUGAAGUCAUCGCCUGGAGCGAUUGCGGCCCCCACUACAAGUCGUAUGACCACUGUGCUGGCUGGAUUGGGGAAUGGGUGGAAGCUUCUCCAAACAGGACUAUCCGUUUAUGCUUUUUUGGCGAGAAGCAUGGAAAAGGCCAGGUUGAUGGACUCUUCGGUGAAGUGGAAGGGUGGCUUCGGGAUUAUUUGAAAACACCUGGCCGCCGCAUUGCUGCAAUAGAUGAAAUGGAACAAGUGCUACGCUCCUACGCGCGAAAAGCACAGGAAACUUCGUCAGGACGGCAGUAUGUUGUCAUUCGGUGGGAGCCAGAUUGCAAGCCAAUUGGGCGCUGGGUCUUACCAGAUCCUGGGUUUCAGAUCUCCAAGACCUACUGCUUACGCAUUGUGCCGGGGAACCCUCGCUUGGUGAUCCGCACCACCCUUAUAGAAGACCACACUUUUGCAGAUGUCGUGGGGCACGGACAGGCUCCGAUCAAAACAUAUCCGAAAGUCGAGUGGGCAAGCAUUGAGGACACCAAGUGGAGACAAGGCUUUUUUUCCAACCGACACUGGGACAAGAAGGUGCCUAAACAGGGAGAGGAGGACACCGUGAUGAAACGUUUUGAUGAACAUAAACGUCGCCGCAUGAAACUUCCUGAUUUGGAAACAGCAUGGGCCCGAACAGCCCGAAUAAAUGCAGGCAAGCUUCUCCGGCGAAGAGAGAAAUGGCAGCACAUGAAGGAACAAGCCGCUGCAGAGGGCGGCGGGUAUGCUUCCUUACAGCUUCUGGACUUGCAAGGCCAAAUGGCCUUGUACGAGUCUGCUUUCACACUGCAGAAGCAGUGGCUAGACUUAGUGCUAGCAGGGAAGAAAUGCUAUGAGCUUCGCACGCAACCUUGUCGUCGCUUGGGCCAUGACAUUGCUCUACUCCAAAGUGGCAGCAAUGUGGUCCAAGGUGCUGUCAGGCUCACCGGGUGCAAGUGGCUCACGAAGGCGAAGUUGGUUGCCUGUCAGGACAUGCACCUGGUGCCAGAGCAUCAGCUUGCAAUGUUCUUGGCUGAGAAGUCUGGCACGGCAGGCUGUUACGCGUGGGAGUUCCAGUCCCCGCGGCAGCUUUGGGAACACGGCAUAGAGGUGCAACGGAAGGAUGGCAGUGUGAACUGGGUCAAGAUGCAGCCUGAUGUCCACGCCUCUGUCUGCAGAGUGCUUUACCCAACGCCUGGGCAUGACCGCAACUUUGAACUUGAAGAUGUCUAUGACCCUUCUUCGGUUGACCCUGUGUCUGGGCACCUUCUAGUACCAGAAGCUGGCUUCAACCGCUUGUUGAAGCAUCUUUGCGAGAUGGGAGAGCAGGUCAAGGACUUACAGAACAGAGUUGCGGUCUUGGAAGCGCCCAAACGUGCUUUCUGCAUUGACCAGUCCAAGAACCGAAACCCUACCGGUAGCAAAGAGCCCUUGUUUCAGCAAUGCCAAGGCUGUGGGGUCCCUCGAUCCCGUCGGUCAGCCUGGUACCAGUGCAAGCAGGGAAAGAUUACAGGCCGUUUCUGUAAGAAGUGCAAAAAGAAGAAAGCCCUUGAAAACAAGACUCGACAGAAAGCCCAUAACAAGGGUCCUCAAAAGAUCCGCGAGAGUCAGAAACCAGUCAGAAACCAGCUGGGCCGUGCCAUCCAUCAUGAAUG